GUGGUUGAGUUCACAACAAGAUACCGUACAUUAACGUAUACCGCUUAUACCACGUCCUCAUGACAUUUUUUCAUAACCUCGAAUACGCACCUAAACAAAUUAUUCUCUUCUUCGAUUCUAGUUUACGUCUCCGGUGUGUGCGGAUUUUCAUCCAAGAUGAGGACCAUAAACGCCAACCAAUCAGUAAAAAUCCCCGAAGGCAUUGAUGUCACGGUCAACAAGAGGAUCAUCGUUGUCAAAGGCCCCCGUGGUUCAUUAGAGAGGAAUUUCAAACAUUUAGCUGUUGAUAUUUACCUCAAAGGACCACGUUUGUUAACUGUGGAAAAAUGGUUUGGCACCAAGAAAGAAUUGGCUGCCGUCAGAACCAUUUGCACUCACGUUGAAAAUAUGAUCAAGGGUGUCACCAAAGGUUUCUUAUAUAAAAUGAGAGCCGUAUAUGCCCAUUUCCCCAUCAAUUGUGUAACUUCUGAAAACAAUUCACUUAUUGAAAUCAGAAAUUUCUUGGGUGAAAAAUAUAUCAGACGUGUCAAGAUGUCGCCAGGUGUCACCAUAACCAACUCUAAACAAAAAGACGAGUUAAUUGUAGAAGGAAAUGACAUUGAAAAAGUUUCUAGAUCAGCUGCUUUAAUCCAACAGUCUACAACCGUGAAGAACAAGGAUAUCCGUAAGUUCUUGGAUGGUUUAUAUGUAUCUGAAAAGACAACAGUUGUACAAGAGGAAUAAAAAUUGAUUAUUUCAUAUGUUUAA
Aphis gossypii (cotton aphid) is the source of this 747-nucleotide messenger RNA. It is a transcript of the gene RpL9, whose product is annotated as 60S ribosomal protein L9. Gene Ontology annotation, molecular function: structural constituent of ribosome; rRNA binding. The record is from RefSeq and is a predicted model, not a curated record. NCBI's taxonomy places the organism in Eukaryota, Metazoa, Arthropoda, Insecta, Hemiptera, Aphididae. The transcript has 4 exons. Gene Ontology annotation, cellular component: ribosome; cytosolic large ribosomal subunit. Gene Ontology annotation, biological process: cytoplasmic translation. The coding region runs from base 157 to 723 and encodes 188 amino acids.